UCCUGCAGCCAUGGAACAAUUGCGCAGAUAACUUAACGGAAGGCUCACUUACGCAAGAUUUAGCUGGAGUCUACUGUACUCUGUGGACCAUAUAAUUGGUCGUAAUGGUAAAAACAAAUGACGUCAUAUUGUGCUUUUAUUUCGCAGCGAUGUGCAGCUAAGGAAGGGGCAAACAAGAGGAGCAAGUGUGACGGAGAACAAUGGUAGACAAUGAGCACAGCUGUUUUUAAAGCACCAAAUUUUAACUUCUGAAUGUUCCAUACAUUCAAAAUGCCCUGGUACUUGGGCCUGCCAUGGUCUGAAAGCAUAAAGAAACGUGCGUGUAGAUAUUUAUUGCAGCGGUAUUUGGGCCAGUUUUUGGAAGAAAAAUUGACCUUGGAUCAGCUGACAGUAGAUCUGUACAAUGGUACUGGCACGGUUUCAGAAGUUAGGUUGGAUGUGCAGGCCCUUAAUGAGUUGGGUGAGCAGCAGAAUCUACCUUUUGAAUUUGUGGAUGGAUACAUAUCACAGAUGUCAGUGUCCAUCCCAUGGUCAUCACUACUUAGGGAUUCAAGUUUUGUUGAAGUGACGGGCCUAAUGUUGACCAUACAGCCCAAACAAAGGGCUGAUAGUGGUGCAUCCAUGUUUGAAUCCAUGUGGAGUAGUAUGACAAGCAGCAUGCAGCUUGCUGAGGAAUGUUUAAAGCAAGGUUCCUCGGACGGAAAUGAUGCACAAGAAUCUCAGCCAUUGGAAGGACUUGAACUCUUUGCUCAAGCCAUUGACUCAAUUUUGAGUCGUGUAAAAGUCAAGUUUGCAGAUACUGUUAUACGUUUAGAGCAUGUGCCAAAGGACAGUAACUCUGGAGUUGCAGUUGAGUUCAGAAUAAAGAAUGUGGACUACUUUGAUGAGGCUGGGACAGACCCACCAAAUCCAACUGCUGGUGAAACGUACUUGCAGCAAGGAAACAAAAUGUAUCACGUAGCAGCUUUUUCUGCCAGAAAGUUCUAUUUAGAGGGUAUCACAAUGUAUACAGAUGAAUUCCCAUCUCGUGCUCGAACAUUCUCCAGAUCAGUCAUGUCACUAUCAAGCAGCUCGACUCCAGAUUCUAAGAAUUCAGACUCAAAUUUUGGAACAGCUCCUGUUACUCCAGCUUCUCAAUCACCUUGUGGCUCUCACGUAGCCUCAAUUCAGGAGUCUGUUAUUAAUGAAAGGACCUCUCAUCAUCAUUCUAACCUAUCAUUGGAGCCAGACCCCAUCCUGUUUGGAAAACUGGCGGGUCGUCAGGAAAUUCGACUGAAACUAAAGCACAGCGAGGGUGUUGUGGGACCCAAAGUGGACCUGGAAGUGAACGUCGGUUCUUUGACCACCUUUUUGUCUCCUCGUCAGCUUCAUGUUCUAAUUGAACUUCUUCAUGGCCUGGCUACUCCUGACCUGGAGGAUACCAGGUAUAGGAAAUUUACACAAAACAAUAAUGUAGCACCAAGGUCCCGAUGCAUGGAGAAGCCAAUGGAUUGUGCCGACUUCCGAAGGGUAGAACAGGAGCUUCAACAGCAGCUACACCCUAUGCCAACAUUGCACACAAAGGGGUUGCAGUAUACACAGGGAUGGUCUACUGCUUCAUUAGAUGACAGUGAUGAAGAAUUUCUACCUAUGCGUGGUGGAGGUAUGAGCGAAAGUCUGUUAUCAGACACUACUAGUAUGGAAGGCUCCAUCUCAUCAACAGCCAGCAGUGCCAGCAAAUCUGGAUCUGUGGCCUCUUCUCCUUCUCACAGGUUCUCAGGAAGCAGUCUCCCUGGAUCUGCUACAAUGCAGAAUUCACCAUUUCAUCAGAGGAUUCAAAAUCGCAGAAGAAAGAAGUCUCAUAAAGAGUCUGGUAACUCAGUGCUGGACUCAGACCCAACUGCUGAAGUAAGCCACUUUCAUAUCCGUUUAAGUAGCUUGGCCACAGUGUUACUUCAUGAUGACAUUUUAACGCUGUGUGUUGAAAGCGAUGGCAGCAGUCUGGCAAGAUCGUCUGUGCAACAGAUGAAAGCCAUCUCAAAAGACUUCUUUGAUGAGCUUGGAUUGUUUGCUGUCACAGGGUAUGGCAACAAGGACUUCAACGCAGCCAAGAAUGCAUUUCUUAGCGCAUGUCAGCUUAACCAUAUCAGGCUCCUGGCAGCACCAGUGAUAGUGGAAGGUAAUGAAAAGAAGACAUCGCAUGCCAAUUUAAUGAGUGGCAGUGUGACAGCUGCUAGCAUUGAGGUGUUGGAGUGCCUUGUGGACAAGAAAACACCUUCUCAAACAGCCAAUGUGGAAUAUGUUAAUUUGCUGAAAUUCCAACGGAGUGUUAAGAGUGAAGAUGAUCCACAGGCUGGACAUUGUCUGGCCUCCCAGCCUGAUUUGAAGUUGCAUUUCAAAUACUCAGAGAAGACAGUACGUCAGGGGCAGACCAAACGUUACAGUCAUCCUCGCACAGAUGUCUCGAUAACACUUCAGCCCUGUUGCUCUGAAAUUGAUGUUUCGAUUGUAGAUCGUAUCACAGCUUUACUGAACCCACAGCCACUUUGCAGAAGGAACACCAAAUUUGCUUCAGGGCACAUGAGAGAUAACCAUCAGUCUUGUUUCUAUCAAGCUGUGGAGAAUCCCUCAUUGUCUGACAGCAAGAUGGAUCUAAAUGGGUCUUGUUCCUUGCUCACACUGAAGCUCAGGUUUCCUACCCCAGAUCUGCGGCCUAUACAUGACAUGGACCGUCCGCCUUGGUGGAGGCGCUCAGUCAGGAAAGACUUCCUCGUAUUUGAAUUGAGUGAUACCUCAUUUCAUUCCUUGAUAGACAGUCGAGAACUUUGCAAGAGAUUUGAAAUUCAGUGCAAGGACAUCAGUGGACUAUUCCAGGAAGCUGAUACUACCACCUUGGUGCCUUUCAUUUAUGCAUCAGCAGAUGACAAAAAUGGCAAUUCACUCCCACAUGGUGGACAGGGUUUUGGCUGGCCCAGAAUAGUGAUUCAAGUGUAUCCAGAAAGCAACAGAGGAGAUUUAGAUGACAUUGGAGAAACUGAGGGUGAAGAGAGUCUACCGCAGACUUCAAUAGAAACGCUGGAAAGUUCUGGUCAGAAAGAACCUUCACCAUUUAGUUCAAAGAAGGUGAUACAUGAAAGUGACACGCCUCACGGAAGAUCAAACCAGGCAGCUGAAGGUGAAGAACUCAUGAUACCUGGUGAUAAGCAGGAGAUGGCAGAUUUUAUUGAUUAUGCUUCUCGCAACAGCCGCAUUCAAUUAGAAAUUACCCUACCCUGUGCCAGCAUGCAGCUGUCUUCAAAACAUUUGUAUGAACUCAUAUAUAACAGAAUCAACACAGACAUGUUGCUAUGGGAACCAGCUGCACCUAAACCAAAAAUGUCAUCACCUGUAGACCUGUACAGUGGGAAGGGUCAAACAGGAAUAGACCUUGCAUCCACUCUACUUCAAGAAUCAUUAUAUCCAGCUUUCAGCAUGUGCAAGUCUGGCAUCCAAUAUGAAUCUGAUUCUGACUCGGAAGACACGGAAGGGGUUUACUACUCUGUGUAUGAACACCGCCAGCGGCAGAGGAGGAAACAGCAGCUUGAAGGCAGCAAUCAGCUUGGGCAGAGCACAAUGACAGUGACACUUUCAGUCAGUCAGGGUGUAAUCUGCCUGUUUGCCCCUGUGAGGGACUCUGGCAAAAAUGUGAUUCCUGGGCAGCAUGGUGAACUGCAGGUGAUGUUUGAAGAGGGCAGCAUGUUCUCCGUCUCAGGCUACAAAGGGAAGCCCGGACUUGGUUAUGUUUGUGUCCAAGUCAAUCAGGCUUCCUUCUAUCACAAUGGCCUGGUAGCAACGCUGUAUGAAACCGCACAGUUGAGGAUGGUUGGCUCACCACCUCCCUCACACCUAGACCCAACCAUCUAUCGUUCAGAAGGGGGGGCAUCUGUAGGAACAUCUGGACCAGUUGGGACAGGCAAUAAUAGCUUAGACAUGCUAGCUGUUGCUAUCAAAAUCCAAGUGGACGAUUCUGUUCACAAUCUUAAGACAUUCCAAGUGGCGGCUGCCCUUCGUGGGGCUACUCUCAGGCAUCGGAUGUGCACUAGUAACCACAGCUGGUUCACACAGAUUGUGGACUUCUUUGAUGUGAUAGACUAUCCUGUGGCUGGUUAUGAUCCUCCUGGAGUGAUCACAGAAUUACACAUGCAUCUGUGGGAAUGCGGCGUGGACUACAGGCCGAUCCAUCUUCCUCUGAAGUCCAUGAUCACCUUUGGCAGCUUCAGUAUCUCCAGCAAUAUUGCAGCACAAACAAGCUCUUCCACCCUGCGCUUUAUGGCAGAAGAUGCCGCCUUAUUUAUCUCUAACAAGACUGGAUUAAGGCAUCUCUCGUCACCCGUAGAUCUGCAAAAAGACUACGUGUGUGUACUGGACUUGGGGCUGUUCGAGCUUUCGCUGAGGUUGUGCGACAGACGAGGAGAGCAAAAUAAAGGCAGUCCAAGAGUUGAUCUUCGCGCAUCUAAUAAUAUCCUCCAUGUCCGAACUUGUGCAGACUCAGGAAAAGCUUUAACUGAUUUGUUGACCUACUUUGCCUCAGAUGGUGAUCUCAUAUCAAUGGAUGAGAGUGAAAAGUCUGAAAGUACUGUGUCUAGUGGAAGUGCAAAAGUGGACCAAAUGCUCAUAAAUAUGAAUGUGGUUGACAGUAACCAAAAUAAUGCUCAUAAUCUCUCCAAGUCACAAGUGGAACAUGUUCAUGACAUGAUGGAGGAAGCUAUGAGGGACACAAAUGGUAUCCACUCAAAUGGAAGAUCAAGAUCUCCACGGUCACGUCAGAACAGACAAGGAGUGGAAGUGUUUUUCUUCCCAGAUGAGAAUCAUCCACUGUCUGCUAGACCUUUAAAUGAUUCUGAGCUGUGUCAGGCCAUGGAUGAUGAUGAGGGUGAUGUGGAGGAGGACUUCUUUUUUGUCGAUAAAGAAGCGGGCUCUGGAAUCAUGCUUCAAAACGGCCUACCUGAAAUCCGAACACUUACCCAAGAUCCAGUGCGAGUAAUAGAUAACCACUUCUCAGUACCGAUGGGGAAGACGGACCAGCUGCGUGCUCCAGAACACUUUCCAGAUGCUGUGCUUCGCUAUACACUCUGUGAGAUGACAGUCGUCUGGCACAUGUAUGGAGGUCAGGACUUCGGUCAGGCACCAGCUCAGAAUAAAACACAGAAUACCAAGAAACAGGUCAAGAUCGAUGAUAACUACAGAACAGGAUGCAGCAGUUGUCCAUCCUCUCCGCCUUUCACAACGCACCAUUUUGCUCGUUCACCCAGCGAUACUCAUAUUGGUGGUGGGGGCUUUGUAACAUACUCAAAAUCCAGUCCUCUUGAGAUUCGGUUUGAAUCAUGUAGCCCAUCAUUCAAAAGUCCAAAGGUUGCAGCAGCCACCACACAUUUAACGUGGCAGUCCCGUGGAGGCCCUGGACGUCUUCAUGAUGUCCUCAUGGAAUUGCAGCUGAACAAGGUGAAGUUCAGGCAUGAGGUAUAUCCUGCUGAGGCCAAAGAGGCUUCUCGGCAGAUACUUCUGGUGAGUGAUGUCGAGGUCAGGGACCGACUUGCCUCAUCACAGAUCAACAAGUUCCUUUAUCAAUAUUCCAGCGAAUCCAGUCCGAAACGGUCACAUGCAAAUAUGAUUAGGAUUGUGGCUGUGCAUGUACGCCCAGACCCCAAGCUGACUGUUCAAGAGUGCUGUCUCAAAGUAACAUUACUUCCUCUGAGACUUAACAUAGAUCAAGAUUCUCUUCUGUUUUUGUUCAAUUUCUUCUCUGACAUAUCCGGACUAAACAAAAGUAAAGAAGAUGGUACUCUUCAGUGUAACACUCCUCGUCACAACACACCAACACACCAGGCACCUGUGAUGACAGUGAAUGUUGAUGGAGGCUGUAGGACUCCUUCUCCUGAACCUCAGACUCUUCUGAUUCUGUUAGAAGAAGAGACCAGCAAACAGGUUUCAGGUCAUGUGGCUACCCUGCCAGAAACCCAAAAGCUGAGUGACAAACCUCCAACACCACCAAUAUUCUUCAGGAGUUUUCUUUUCUCUCGAGAAGUUCCCAUUCGACUAGACUAUGAAGGCAAACGAGUGGAUAUGACUCAUGGUCCAUUGGCUGGUCUGCUAAUGGGACUAGGACAGCUCAACUGUUCUGAACUAAGAUUGAAACGUAUUAGUUACAGACAUGGGUUGCUUGGUUUUGACAAGUUGGUAACCUUCAUCUUAAAUGAGUGGCUGCAAGACAUCAAGAGGAAUCAGUUACAAGGCUUGCUGGGUGGAGUUGGACCAAUGCAUGCACUUGUGCAGCUAUUCCAGGGGAUCAGAGACUUGUUCUGGCUUCCCAUUGAACAGUACCAGAAGGAUGGACGCAUUGUACGGGGUUUGCAGCGGGGCGCCAACUCGUUCACUACCUCCACAGCCAUGGCAGCACUGGAACUAACCAACAGGCUAGUCCAGGCCAUACAGAGUACAGCAGAAAUGGCGUAUGAUAUGGUAUCGCCUGGCCCAAGUGUCCGGCGGAGGACACCUGGUCUAAAAGGUAGACGACGACGUUACAACCAGCCUGCAGAUAUCAGGGAAGGCAUGGCAAAUGCCUACAUGCUAGUCAAGGAGGGAAUUGGUGAAACAGCUCAGACCAUAGUGCGUGUGGCAAGUGAAGAGCAUGAGCAGAAAGGGGUGUCUGGAGCUGUAGGGGGCGUGUUACGUCAGAUUCCGCCAACGGUGGUAAAACCCAUUAUCCUAGCAACAGAAGCAACGUCCAAUGUGCUGGGUGGAAUGAAAAGUCAAUUAGUACCUGAUGCAAGACGAGAAGCCGUCGAGAAAUGGAGGCAUGAAGAUUAGGAGAUCAGGGGAUGUAUAAGACAGAUUUUUUUGCUUGUAUGUUCCUAUGAACGUAAUAGCAGGAGUAUAUGAGCUUUUAAAUUAAUUUCUUAUUCUUAGCUCAUUCCUUAUUAUUUACAUUGUUCACUCAAUUUUUAUCUGAUGUGUUGGUAGGUGAAUUAUGUUAAUUGUAUGUUACAGAACAUUUAUUCUUUGUUAUUAAUCGAACAAAGAAUCCAGACUGGUUUAUGAACAUUUUCAUAUCUUUAUACCUUCUGGAAAUUUGCAAUUUGCUACAAGAUUGCACAGCUGAAUAGUUUUAUUUUCUGUAUCUUAACAUUUAUAUACACAAAAGCAUUUGAGAUAUUUUUAAAUCUGAAACAGCCGAAGAAAUUAUGAGACCUGCAGAUUCCACAAGAACAAGAACAAAACAAGGCAGACCAUAGCUAUUCCUUUGUUCUGGUUUAACUUAUCCCAAUCUUUUUAUUUCCAGUCCCACUGUUAGCAGCUAGAAAUCUAUUUGAGUGGAAACUUAAAAGACUCUUUGAUAUGGUAAAAUAUAAACUUCUGCCAUAUGUUGUUCCUUUACGUCAGAUACGAGUACUAGCAGAGAUAUUGUGAAGGGUAAAGUUAUAAUAUUCAGCAUGUAAUAAUGACACGGACAAACCAUGCGCCUGCUUAGUAUCCAGAAUGCCUCUAGGUCAAAUCUUGGCCAGGAGACUGCCUCCCCUGACAGAGGUUUCUCAUGAUUUUCCUCGGCCCUUCCAGUCAAACACCAGGAUACUACCUCAAAUUAGGCUACAGUCCCUUCCUAAUCCAUUACUCAUUCCUAUAAUUCAGCAUUGUAGACUCUGAGCUACUGACAACAUAGUUAAAUGAACCAUAAUUAAACAAAACAUACCAUAUGCAUAAAUUUAACAGAAGAAUUUCAAAUUUAUGUUUAGGAGGGCCUCAGUUUGGGUCUUGACCAGUUUUUCAUUAUUUGCAUCAGUCUUCAUCCAUCCCAGUUUAUGCUCCUGAAUCACUGUACCAUUUCUCAGUCAGCACAACAUAUAACCUCUGCACUUGAUAAUAUUUAAAGUGAUGUGAGAAAUUUACCUUGAGUCUGUGUAAUGUUUAUCAUUGGCCAAGGCUUCGGUAGAAGCAACCAGACUUUAGAACCCCUCUGUUUUAUUACAUACAUGUAUAUGUUAUGUUGUACGUGAACUGUGCAGUUUACUGCAUCAAACUCUGAAAUUUUUCUAUACUGAUAGGAACAAGAGUGAAAAGAUGUACUACAGUGGAAUCCAUUUAUUUUCCAGAUGCAUUUUUUCUGUCCUUCAUGCUUCAUAGAUAUUGACAUUUAUUGCAGAGGCGAUAUUUUAAUGUUAUGAACCUAAUUUCUCUCUAGAUGUAGUGCACAGUCUGGUUUCUCUUUCCUCAUUAAAUAUUCAUCGCAUUAAAAAAUAUUUCACAUAACGGUUUUAGAUCUUAUUGAGUUCUUUGCUUUAUGUCCUUUUUUUAUACAGUGAACUACUUCUGUAAAAUUUGAUAAGUUACAGAUAUACGACAUUUAAUGUAAUGUUAUAAUGUAUUAGUAGACACCAAAAUAAAAUUUAGCUGACAUACCAAGUUUUAGCUUUUAACAUGAAAUGUGUGGAUAGAAAAAGCAUGACCUCAUUGCAUUUCAUGCUGUUCAAAGAAUGCAUAACAGUUUCAUAAAUUUGGAUGCUUGUUGUAUGAGUUCUGAGACAGUGAGGACAUUUCUGUAAACAUUACUAUAGACUUGGCUUGUGUUCUUGUCAGCUGUGAAACUUGCCAGCAUAAAAUAAUGAAAAUUAUGAAAAUAAUUUUUAUGUCAUUAGUACAGAGAGAGAUUGAAACUCCCAUUGAAUAGGAGGAGGGUGGACCCCAGAGAUGAUAUUGUCACAUGUUGGGUAGGUCAUGCGACAAAUAACUUCA
Messenger RNA from Cryptotermes secundus, 8745 nucleotides. Its product is annotated as autophagy-related protein 2 homolog B. The record is from RefSeq and is a predicted model, not a curated record. The transcript has 37 exons. Gene Ontology annotation, biological process: autophagy of mitochondrion; piecemeal microautophagy of the nucleus; reticulophagy. NCBI's taxonomy places the organism in Eukaryota, Metazoa, Arthropoda, Insecta, Blattodea, Kalotermitidae. Gene Ontology annotation, cellular component: phagophore assembly site; extrinsic component of membrane. Gene Ontology annotation, molecular function: phosphatidylinositol-3-phosphate binding. The coding region runs from base 253 to 6825 and encodes 2190 amino acids.